GGGCUGCGGUGGCGGCUGUCGCGGAACCAGGCAGAAGCCCGCAGGUGCCCGGCUCCGGGGCCGCCGGGACCCGGGCAGGGCGGGCCCCGGGCUCCUCCAUGCUACCAGCCCCGGGGCUGCGGAGGUGGCCGGGAGGUGCCCGCGAUGGCGGCAGAAGAGGAGGCUGCGGCGGGAGGUGAGAUUGCAGGCGGUCGGCGGUGGCUCCAGGUAAAGUUCUGCUGGAGGAAAACCAGGGCAUUGCUCCUGUGGUUUCCAGUCAUGUGAGCCCAGGGGUGAAACCAGCAGUGGUUGGGCCCUUCAGCUCACACGUGAUGGAAUUUCCAAGAAAACGCAAAGGAAGUGAUUCGGACCCCUCCCAAGAAGCUCAUAGCCAAACCGAAAAGCGGAGAAGAGAUAAAAUGAACAACUUGAUUGAAGAACUGUCUGCCAUGAUCCCUCAGUGCAAUCCUGUGGCCCGUAAACUGGACAAACUCACAGUUUUAAGAAUGGCUGUCCAGCACCUGAAGUCUGUAAAAGGCAUGACAAAUUCUUAUUUAGGAGAUCACUAUAGACCUUCAUUUAUUCAGGAUAAUGAACUCAGGCACCUAAUCCUUAAGACUGCAGAAGGCUUCCUGUUUGUGGUUGGAUGUGAAAGAGGAAAAAUUCUCUUCGUUUCUAAGUCAGUCUCCAAAGUACUUAAUUAUGAUCAGGCUAGUUUGACGGGACGAAGCUUAUUUGACUUCUUACAUCCAAAAGAUGUUGCCAAAGUAAAGGAACAACUUUCUUCUUCUGAUACUUCACUAAGAGAGAAGCUAAUAGAUGCCAAAACUGGUUUGCCUGUUCACAGUAAUUGCCACGCUGGAAGGACACGUGUGUAUUCUGGCUCCAGACGAUCUUUCUUCUGCCGAAUAAAGAGCUGUAAAAUCUCUGUCAAAGAAGAACACGGAUGUUUACCCAACUUAAAGAAGAAAGAUCAUAGAAAAUUCUGUACCAUCCACUGCACUGGUUACCUGAGAAGCUGGCCUCCAGAUAUGGUUGGAAUGGAAGAGGAGAGGGACAACAAGAAAGACAACAGUCAUUUUACCUGCCUCGUUGCCAUUGGAAGAUUGCAUCCGUAUAUUGUCCCACAGAACAGUGGAGAAAUUAAAGUGAAACCAACUGAAUUCAUAACACGGUUUGCAAUGAAUGGAAAAUUUGUGUACGUAGACCAAAGGGCAACAGCCAUUUUAGGAUAUUUGCCUCAGGAACUUUUGGGAACUUCUUGUUAUGAAUAUUUCCAUCAAGAUGACCAUAGUAACCUGACUGACAAGCACAAAGCAGUUCUACAGAGUAAGGAGAAAAUAUUUACAGACUCAUACAAAUUCAGAGUAAAAGAUGGCUCCUUUGUAACUUUAAAAAGCCAGUGGUUUAGUUUCACUAAUCCUUGGACCAGAGAACUAGAAUAUAUUGUGUCUGUCAACACACUAGUUUUGGGGCAUAGUGAGACCAGAGGAGCAUCAUUAUUUCACUGCAGCUCUCAAUCAUCAGAAGAAUCCCCUAAGCAAUCUUGCAUCCAUGUGCCUGGAAUGUCUACUGGAACUGUACUUGGUGCUGGCAGUAUCGGAACAGACAUUGCAAACGAAGUUCUGAAUUUACAAAGGUUACAGUCUUCGUCCUUUGAUGAUUCAAGUCCAACAGAGCCAAUGAGAGAUAACCACACUGUCACCUGCAGGAAUGUGACAGCGCACAGCUGGAUUUCGAUGCCCUGUGUGACAAUGAGGACACAGCCAUGGCUGCUUUCAUGAAUUACUUAGAAGCAGAGGGGGGCCUAGGAGACCCUGGGGACUUCAGUGACAUCCAAUGGACACUCUAGCAUUUGACUUCUGUCUC
Messenger RNA from Marmota flaviventris (yellow-bellied marmot), 1848 nucleotides. The record is from RefSeq and is a predicted model, not a curated record. NCBI's taxonomy places the organism in Eukaryota, Metazoa, Chordata, Mammalia, Rodentia, Sciuridae.